Molecule: messenger RNA, 245 nt
Organism: Haliaeetus leucocephalus (bald eagle)
Lineage: Eukaryota; Metazoa; Chordata; Aves; Accipitriformes; Accipitridae
Gene: EGR1
Product: early growth response 1
Exons: 1
Source: RefSeq, a predicted model, not a curated record
CGGCGCCCUCAUGGCCGCGGCCAAGGCAGAGAUGCAGCUCCUGCCCCCGCUGCAGAUCUCCGACCCCUUCGGCGCCUUCCCACACUCGCCCCCCGCCAUGGACACUCACUACCCCAAGCUGGAGGAGAUGAUGCUGCUGGGUGGCGGGGGCCCGCAGUUCCUCGCCCCCCCCGGGGCGCCCGAGAGCGCGGGCUUCGGCGCCGCCGGGGAGCCCGGGGAGCAGCACUUCGAGCACCUCGCGGCAG